Molecule: messenger RNA, 780 nt
Organism: Cavia porcellus (domestic guinea pig)
Lineage: Eukaryota; Metazoa; Chordata; Mammalia; Rodentia; Caviidae
Gene: Vkorc1
Product: vitamin K epoxide reductase complex subunit 1
Exons: 3
Coding region: 68-559 (163 amino acids)
Biological process (GO): vitamin K metabolic process; blood coagulation; peptidyl-glutamic acid carboxylation
Molecular function (GO): vitamin-K-epoxide reductase (warfarin-sensitive) activity
Source: RefSeq, a predicted model, not a curated record
UCAGCCAGGCUCCGCCCACUCCGCGGCUGGUUCUUCGCCACCUGGCCCUGAAGCUGGACCUGCAGAUAUGGGCUCCACCUGGAGGAACCCUGGGUGGGUGCGGCUUGCACUCUGCGUCUCAGGCCUGAUGCUCUCUCUCUAUGCUCUGCACGUGAAGGCGGCGCACGCUCGCGACCGGGACUAUCGCGCGCUCUGCGACGUGGGCACUGCCAUCAGCUGUUCUCGCGUCUUCUCCUCCAGGUGGGGCCGAGGCUUUGGGCUGGUGGAGCCUGUGCUGGGAGCUGACAGCGUCCUCAAUCAAUCUAACAGCAUAUUUGGUUGCAUUUUCUAUUCACUACAGCUGUUGUUAGGCUGUCUGAGGGGACGCUGGGCUUCUAUCCUGCUGGUGCUGAGUUCCCUAAUGUCCCUUGCUGGUUCUGUCUACUUAGCCUGGAUCCUGUUCUUCGUGCUGUAUGAUUUUUGCAUUGUUUGCAUCACCACCUAUGCUGUCAAUGUGGGCCUGAUGUGGCUUAGCUUCCGAGAGGUCCAAGAACCCCAGGGCAAGACCAAGCAACACUGAGGCCUCACCUCAAACUAGGAUGACCUCACCUGCUUUGCUUUGGCCUAAGCCUUGCCCAGUUAAGCCAUAUCUGAGUCCCUUGAAGGCCUUGCAUUCUUCCCCACCCCAUCCAUAAUCACAUAGGAGAGUGGACCAAAUGUGCCUCUAGCUCUUUCUCCAAGGGCUGGUUUCUGCUACUCCCCUGAAAGGGAAGGUUCUAAGCAAUAAAAUUUCCUAAAUAA